Molecule: messenger RNA, 1248 nt
Organism: Eimeria maxima
Lineage: Eukaryota; Apicomplexa; Conoidasida; Eucoccidiorida; Eimeriidae
Product: RNA-binding region RNP-1 domain-containing protein, related
Exons: 9
Coding region: 1-1248 (415 amino acids)
Molecular function (GO): RNA binding
Source: RefSeq, a predicted model, not a curated record
AUGACAGCACCAAUGGGUUACGGUGUCCAUACACCUAUGAUGCAGCAGCGUCCUCUGUUACCACCACAGCAGCAGCAGCAGCAGCAGCAGCAACAGCAGCAGCAGCAGCAGCAGCAGCAGAGAGCAACAACAUUAUAUAUAGGCAAUAUAACUAAGCAUGCAGAUAAUGAUUUUAUGAGGAAUCUAUUAGGGGAAUUUGGUCGUGUAUUACGAUGGAAUAGACAGAGUGAUCCAAUAAAUGGUCAAUUGGCGGCAUUUGGAUUUGUUGAUUUUGUUGAUCCUCUUUCUGCUGCUAAAUGUAUAUCUUCUCUUAUUAAUACUAAAUUACAUAAUAGACUUCUUGUUGUGAAUUGCAAUGACAAAGUUAGAGCGGAGAUCGCAAAAGUUACAGAGGAAAGAAUUCUUGCUACUAUGCGAGCUUAUAAGACGAAGACACGACAACAAGUAGAGGAAGAAAUUCAAGAAGAAUAUAAAAAAUUAAGAGAAGGAGUGCAGCAAAUAUUAGAUAAAAAAAAUGCUAGCCUACCUGACGAUGAUGAUGCUGAGCCAACAGAUCCAAAGGUAGAGCCACCGCCGCAACCUCCUGAGCCUCACAGCAGCAGCAGCAGCAGCAAUCAAGGUAGCAGCAGCAGUAAUUUAACAAAUGGUAGCAGCAGCAGCAAGACAGCAGCAGCAGCAGCAGCAGAUACAGCAGCAGGCUCCGCCUUCCAUAGACUAAGGAAGCUAGACCCUGAAGCAAUUGCUGCUGCAGCAGAGAAUUCUAUCUAUCGUAUUGCCCCUGAUGGGACUGAUAGACGAACAGAAUUCACUCGUCGUGAAGCGGCUUGGAAGAUACAAGAACAGAACUUGGCUGUAGAUAGAGAAAAGGAGUUGGUUGGUGAGAUGGAGAUAAGCCAAGAAGAUAAAAGAAGACUUAUUGAGGCAGAUCUAAGAGGAGAAUGGUGGGAGGGUUUAGAGGAUCCGUCAGUUCGUGCAGAGAGAAAAGCGCGAAGAAAAUUAGAGGCAGAAGAUGAUGCUGCAGAUGCAGCAGCAGAGCAGCAGGAGCUGCAGCAGCAGCAGCAGCAGCAGCAGCAGCAGGAUAGGGAUAUGAGUGAGGAUCGUGAGUUAGAUGAGCAGCAUGCAAAGAAAGACAGCAGCAGCAAAGAUAAACAUAAAUAUGGCAGCAGCAGCAGCAGCAGCAGCAGCAGCAGCAGCGGAGAUAAAGGAAGAAGCUCAGAUAAAACAAAAUCGCAUGGUUCCAACGGAUAA